UAAAAAAAAAAAAAAAAAGAGGUCCAGCACUCCCAGACGCUCAGAUAACCUCGGCUGUACUGUACGUGUGCUCCCAGCAUGUGAGUACAGUGCAGUGUGUCGAAGGGGCACAAAGAUCUGAGGCUGUUUGAGGUAACGGAGAUGACAUGAGGGAGGCAGCGCCUGUACAAGGCAAACAUAAACUGUGCCACUUCAUCUGAAAACAAUGGGGGACAGGACACUGAGUGUGCUCUCAUCCACAUCUCCAUUGUCUGCCCUCCUCUUUUACUCCUCCUCCGAGCAUGGAGCAUAAGCGGGGUGAAAGAGGGAGGGGAGGGGAGGAGAAGGGGGAGCAGCAGUGGGGGCAGUGGGGGUCUGGCUGUGUUCUUUCUCCUCUGUCUGUGUGCGAAUGCACAGACGGUUCAGUAGUAAUUUGAUGUGUGUCCCCGGGGACAUUUGAUGGAUUAAAGCUAAGCAGCUCCAUUUCGCAGCACCACCUGAUCUUCCACUGCCUGUGCCCCAUAUAAAGGCUGGCGUGAUUGCUGAUCUCAGCUAGUCUGACAGUCUCUCUCUCUCCCUCCUCUCUCUGUCUGUCUCCAUCUCUUCUCUUCCUCACUGGUCCCUUAAGCCUGCUGCAUCACAGGAGCUAUCCAGUGCUGAACAGGAUCGCUUUUAUUUUUUAUUUUUUUAUUUUUCUGGGGGAAGCUGGGGGAGCCAGAGAGUAUCACACAGCAUUGCCGUCAGCCUUGUUCUCCACUGGUUUCCAUUUUCUUUCAUAUCUUAUGUUUUUGGCUGCUGUCUUCACAUUAACCAAAAGGAUUACCGUCAAGCCGGCUCUGCUCGUGUGCUUCCUCAGAGGGUCUUUCAUUUUCGCUCAUGCGUUUUUCUCAGCUCUGUGUUUUUAUCCAUUGAAACAUGCCCCGCUCAUUUUUGGUGAAGAAGAUCAAGCUUGAUGAUUUCUCUUCGUCCAAUGUGGCCACAUCCAAUCAUCACCACCACCUGGACGACUCGUUCACUUUUGCACGCUCCAUCACAGACUCGGUGACCAGCCUUGGGGUUCGUCUCAGUGAGAAUGGCUACAUCCAGGAUUACAUCACGCCAUCUGUAUACCAGGAGGAGAAGAAGAUGGAGCACAAGCUGGCGUCACCGGUGUCAGAUCCCCUCUACACCCCUGUGAGCAGUGGAGGGGAGUACUGUGACCCCGACCUGAAGCACCCCGACAGCCCCCAGUCUGGCAUGACAGCCAGCGGCUUCUACAGUGGUGAAUCGGAGGCCCUGGCCGAGGGUUACACCAUGGAUGCCUUCUUCAUCUCCGACGGGCGCUCAAGGCGGAAGGGAGACAGCGAGAGUCAUGGAGGAGGAUCAAGAAGCAGCAGUGCCAAUGGGGGCCAGGAGAGGGGAGCUGGCACGGCUCGUCACACCUGCAACGAGUGCGGCAAGACCUACGCCACCUCCUCCAACCUGAGCAGACACAAGCAGACGCACCGCAGCCUGGACAGCAAGAUGGCCCGCAAGUGUCCCACCUGUAAUAAAGUGUACGUGUCCAUGCCGGCGUUGGCCAUGCACAUCCUCACCCACGACCUCAAGCACAAGUGCGAUGUGUGCAGCAAAGCCUUCAGCCGGCCGUGGCUCCUUCAAGGCCACAUGCGCUCGCACACGGGGGAGAAGCCCUUUGCCUGCGCACACUGUGGCAAAGCCUUUGCUGACCGUUCAAACCUCCGCGCCCACAUGCAAACACACUCUGCCUUCAAGCACUACAGAUGCAAGCGCUGCAAUAAGACCUUCGCUCUCAAGUCCUACCUGAACAAGCACUAUGAGUCAGCUUGCUUCAAGGGCUCUGCAGACGAAGACGACUCUGGAUCAGAAAACUAACCACAAGGAAGAAGCAAAAUUUUGAACCCCUGUUGUAGGUUCACAACCAAUAACCCUGUUCACUCUGCCCUCCAUGCCUUUUUUCUUCCCUUUUUUUAGAAAGCAAUAUUUUCACUGAGAUUACGUGAAGAAACUCUAAUGAUUAUGGCAAAGACAAUUUCAAAAGAUGCUGGAUUUUUUCCCUGCACAGUAGCUAAUCGUCCACAGAAACAUACAAUCAAACAACCUUCCCCCAAAUAGAGACUGUAGAUGAUAGUUGUACACAAUUAAGCAACAUGUGCUCGUAUGAAGUGGGCACAUGUCAACACACACACUAACAACACUCACACACACACUAACAACACUCACACAGACAUGAAUGCACACACACAAACAAACACUCAUCAAUGUACGCACGUGUGCACACACACACAUACACACAUUUACACACACGGUUAUAUAUGAGGCCUGGCAUGUGAAUUUUUAUCAAUGACUAUAAUGAUAUUGAUAUCAAUAGUAAUAAUAUUUAGAUUCCUGAUAUUUUAUAGCAAAUAGUAAUGAGAAAAAGGAAAAAAAAAAAACAUAAAAAAGGACUAACAGUGUUCUUUUGUUUUUUUAGAGACAAAAUGACCUCUUGUAUUUUUAUGCUGCUUUUUAUUUGCUAAGAAUUGAAUUCUUUUGCAACUGCCAACAUGAACUUUUUAUGAAAAUGUGAACUAUGACAGUAUUUGCAAAAAAGGGAGAUCAUUUUAAAAGGUAAAAAGACAAAACCCUUUUUUCCACACCAAUGUUUCAAUUCAACGGAUGUUAUUUUUCUAUUUGAUUUUUCUAAAUUUAUUUUUUUGUGCUUAUUAUCCCUUGUUGGUCAAAAGCAUCUUUGUAACUGUGGGUAUUCAAAAAAAAAAACAAAAAAAAAAAACGUAAUUUAAAUAAGCUAUAGGCCAUAGGUCAUUCAAUUCAAUUCUGCAAGAGCAGUGAUUUUAAAAUGUUUAGCAGGCCUGUUGAACAGGUUUUCACUCACUCCGUCUGAUCAAAUUCAUAGUCUCACCCUGAUGUACAGACUUGGAGAAAAAACACUGGGAGCCAGACCAAAUGAUCUAUUGUUAUAAGUGCCAUGUGCGGUCGACUCGUCUAUAGCAAUGAAAACUCGCUGUUCUUCCUCCACCAUGGUGGCUUGCAUAAACUCUGCUGCCUUUAUGGUGCAUCGUCCCGUCUUAAAGAGCAAUCUUCUCUUCACCCAGUGUUUGAGGUGCUCCCCCUCCACCAGUGUUACCUCAGAGUGAAGGUAUGGACUCACACACCCUCAGUUACAAAGUGACAGUCAAAUUAUUCUGUUUGUCUGUUUUAUAUGUCGCUCAAAGCUCCGCCCACGGUUUAGAUGCAUACCAUCUAUUUAUCAUGUAAAUACUUUAUUUAUCGACCUAUUUAUUUAUUUAUUUAUUUACCUUAUUUUUGUGUAUUUAUUGAAGACUUGCUUAUUUGUUAAUUAUCAUGUAUUUAUUUAUUGUUUAUAAUUUAAAAAAUGAACAUCCAUUGACCUUGUAAGAUGCUGCUGAUCUUCAAAGAAAAUGUUUAUAUGCAUGAAAACUGUAGAGAGUCCAAGGGACUUAGUUUUUUUAAAGAGGAACAAUGUACAGUACCAGUGCUAGGACACUUCCAAAACAAAUGAAUGCAGAAAUACUUUUGUUUUUCGUGGCAAUAACUUUACUGACAAAGCAAUUGACAUGUGUAACAAUCACAGCUGUCCUGUUUUCAGUCAAUUUAGGGCAAUAAAAAGAAUCAAUGUAAACGAAACACUAAAAUAUUCUCCAUCGUGCUGUUUUCUAAAAAGUCCACUGGAGAUUUUUGGCCCAUUUUUGUCUUUAAAUCUCAGGCAAUAAUUCAUUUUUAGAAAUGGCCGACGCUGAUGUGCAUGUACACACCGGCAUGAAAAUGCAACACUAUUGGUUUGUUAAAUUUAGAGAGCCAAAUAAUGUAGGUGUAAUCUAGUUACACCAAGGUUUCCAAGGUGCAAAAGCAAUAAUUAUAGUUAUGCAGUGCUCAAUCCUUCCUACAGCGAGUCCAAAACUGCUACAAGUGUUAAUUUGACUGGAAAAAGACGCUAUUCUAUAAUAUCAUUAUUAUUAUAAAUGUCUCUUUUGUUUUAAAAAGCAACCAGGUUAAAAAAAUCUCUUCUGGCAGCUGAAGAGCGGGUAUGAAUUGACUGAAUUGCUAGAAGGUUACGUAUUACACAACAGGAUUACAAUAAUUCUCAUUUAGGUCACUGACAUAAUAAAGUAUUUAAUUAUAGCCAAAUUCAAAGUCAUUACUGCUUCCAAAUUAUUCUGUGGAGUUUCAAACAGCCAAGCAAAUCUCUGAGGUGUCAGAGGAGAGGAUCCCCCUGAGACAACAUACGGUUGGAGGUAUAUACGUCUUAACCAGCACUAAUGGAAAUGAUCUUGAUGUGAACUGUCUUGGCAGAGAAAGUUUUCGAGAUUAUUGUAAUAAAACGACGCGCUGUCAUGCACUUCCAACUCCCCCAUCACUUGUCCCUCCUCUCCCCUCCCCUACCAGCCGUCCUCAUCCCAUCCCAACUGCCUCUAAACAGACGCACCGAGGAUGAGAUGUGCUGAAGUGGGAUUGGCGGAGGGUGGUGGAGUGUGGGAGGAUAACAGGUGUUUGCAGACAGACUGCAGAUAGGGAGCGUAAUUGAGUCGGUGAGCGACCUCCAAGGGGAAGGUCAAGCACCAGCAGGCAAAUGCACUGUCAGCUAUUUACAUAUUCCAAAUGGAUGACACGAUCGCAGUAAUGCUGAGCUCGGUGUUAAAAAAAAAAAAAAAACAACAAAAAAACAUGAAAGUGAGAGAAAAGAGAGAAAAGAGGAGUUUCUGCUCUGUUUGUCAGUCCUCUCCUCCCUGUUUCACCAUCAUCCUGUCAAUGGUCGUUUAAGUGCUACAGCUGAAUCACUGCAUGAGAGCAUCCAAACCACCUGUCUCCUGAUUAACUUGCAGAACACACAGCUUGGCACGACGCUGUAUUAUUGAACUAAUGCAGAAAUCACUGCUUCCUAUGGAUUCUUUUUUUUUUUUUUUUUUUAAUGUUUACUAUUUUACUGUGGGGCAGAGAUAUAAUGCAUCUCCAAAACCUGGGGACUGUGUUUUAAUAAGGCAGAUAAAAGUGAUGAGAUCAUUAAAAAAAUACUGAUUGGAUAUGUACUGUAGGCUUCCAAAUCUAGCAGUAUUACAGAUCGUCCUCAGAGAAUAUAUUAAUCAAAGAAAAGGAGGCACAGUUUGAUUCUAAACUUCUGAAUUUAGAUAUAGGGAAACAUUGUUCCUCUUUGAUGAUUUUGUACAUAGAUUUGUAAAUAUAUCACAGCAAUAAUAUGACAAUGCAUGUAGACAUUUAAUUGCUCUUUUUCUAUUCAUGUUGUCUUUUUUUUUUUUUUACUAAAAAAAAGAGACAAAUACAGGUACCAAUUGCAGUCUGGGUGGCCACGUGAAUCAGGGAGUGUCUUGAUUAAAAAGCUAUCUGUUGUAAGUUACAAACAAAAACUUCAAACUCUGUGUAUUCUCAAAGAUUUGAUCAUGUUCUGUAUGAUUUUUUUUCUGUUCUUGUUUUCUCUCUUUUUUUUUAAAUGUGCCCGGCUUGGCUGCGCAAUGAAAAAGUGCCAAAAAGUAUGAUUUCCAUGACAAAAGCCUUCAACAUAUGGUUGGCUGCUUGAAUCCUUCCAUAUGGUCCUCAAAGAAAAAAAAGUGAUUAAGAUUUUCCACUUUCUUCUUCACUCUGUCUCUCUCUGUCUCUCCCUCUGUCUCUCUCUCGCUCUUUUUAUCUUUCUAUCUCUCUGUUCCAGCUGAGUAUGAAGAAACUUAAGCCAUGAUUGCUGAAGGGUGUUUUGAUUUAUCCUGUUCUGCUACAAUUAAUAAUGAUGACAACAAUAGCAAUGAUAACGUUAAUAAAAACAAUAGCACAAGGAACCUGCAAGU
Messenger RNA from Acanthopagrus latus (yellowfin seabream), 5792 nucleotides. It is a transcript of the gene scrt2, whose product is annotated as scratch family zinc finger 2. Gene Ontology annotation, biological process: regulation of DNA-templated transcription. Gene Ontology annotation, molecular function: DNA-binding transcription factor activity, RNA polymerase II-specific; RNA polymerase II cis-regulatory region sequence-specific DNA binding. Lineage: Eukaryota; Metazoa; Chordata; Actinopteri; Spariformes; Sparidae. The record is from RefSeq and is a predicted model, not a curated record. The transcript has 2 exons. The coding region runs from base 895 to 1851 and encodes 318 amino acids.